This is a messenger RNA of Oncorhynchus gorbuscha (pink salmon), 3381 nucleotides long. Its product is annotated as polymerase delta-interacting protein 2-like. The transcript is spliced from 11 exons. Gene Ontology annotation, cellular component: nucleus; mitochondrial nucleoid. Gene Ontology annotation, molecular function: DNA binding. Bases 140 to 1267 code for a protein of 375 amino acids. Gene Ontology annotation, biological process: error-free translesion synthesis. The record is from RefSeq and is a predicted model, not a curated record. NCBI's taxonomy places the organism in Eukaryota, Metazoa, Chordata, Actinopteri, Salmoniformes, Salmonidae.
UUCGAUCCUGUACAGUAAAUGGCGGAAUGCACAUUAAAUUGAGAGAUCGCCAAUAUACAAUCGAAGAAGAAGAAUGCUACAAACCAAAAAUACUGUGUAGGCGCGUGUGGUGUCCAGGGCAAUGCAGAUCUAAACAAAGAUGGCGGCCUGUGUCAUUCGUCGGACCUUGUUGUCCACGGUUAACAAAUAUAAUAGAAAACACGCCAUCAGUGUACUAAAUGUCGAUUUAAACAGUAGACAAACUCCGAAUAUGACGCGUUUAUCAUGUAGCUUGUUCAACGUCCAACAGAAACGGUUGAUGUCGUCAAGGCCAGAGGGGAAGGUGCUGGAGACAGUAGGAGUGUUUGAGGCUCCCAAACAGCAGGGGAAAUAUGAAACAGGACAGUUAUUCUUGCACAGUGUGUUUGGCUACAGAGGGAUCGUGCUCUUCCCCUGGCACGCCCGCCUCUAUGACCGCGACGUCAUUCCUGCGACGGAGAGCAAGCCUACGGAACCCCCUGGGGCACACCGGUCCAAAGAGGUGAAAGGGAAAACUCACACAUACUAUCAGGUUCUGAUAGACACCAGGGACUGUCCCCACAUUUCUCAGAGAUCACAGACUGAGGCGGUGACGUUUCUGGCCAAUCACGAUGACAGCAGGGCGCUUUAUGCCAUUCCAGGGCUGGACUAUGUGAGUCAUGAAGACAUCCUGCCUUACAACUCCACAGACCAGGUCCCCAUUCAGCAUGAGCUGUUUGAGCGUUUCCUCCAGUUCAAUGCCUCCAAAGUUCCCCCAUUCAUACCACGGGACACGCUGCAGGCGUGGCAGGAGAAGAACCACCCGUGGCUGGAGCUGUCGGACGUGCACCGCGAGACCACUGAGAACAUCCGCGUUACUGUUAUUCCCUUCUACAUGGGCAUGAGGGAAGCCCAGAAUUCCCACGUAUAUUGGUGGCGGUACUGUAUCCGUCUGGAGAACAUGGGGGAGGAGGUGGUGCAACUGAGGGAGAGACACUGGAGGAUCUUCAGCCUCUCAGGCACCCUGGAGACGGUCCGUGGCAGAGGAGUGGUGGGACGGGAGCCAGUGUUGUCCGAAGAGCAGCCUGCCUUCCAGUACAGCAGUCACGUCUCACUGCAGGCACCCAGCGGUCACAUGUGGGGUUCCUAUCGGCUCGAGAGGCCCAACGGCACCUUCUUCGACGUGCGCAUCCCUCCCUUUUCCCUCGAAAGCAAGAAAGACGAUACACCCAACGGCUUCCUGCCCGGCCCUUUCACCUCACUGGCCUGAGUCGAGCCAUGCCAUCCUCCAAAGUGCCCCACUGCUCCACCCACACUCACAUCACCCUCUUCAAAGCCUGCCCCUGUCCUGCUCACCACCCAUUCUCUUCUCCACAUAGGCUGUACCACCUAAUCAACAACUGUAGCCCCUCCUGCCCACACAAAUGCACUAGGCUCUUGGAUCGAUGUCAAGACUAAGUCAUUGGGAAGUGUGAAUGCGACUAUGCCAAACCUUGCAGAGAGCCCUGUGGAGCUAAGCAUUGUGCACAUACCCGGGGACUACCUUGUCUGCACUACAUCUACAGUGGCACUUCAAUAGUGACCUUUGCUUUGGUAGCACAUGGCAGUGUGGUCAAGACAGGUGCAGUCUGUGGUUCUCUAAUGAAAAGUAGUCUACCCAACAUUUAGUCAGCCGCCUAGACGAGUCAAUACUAUUAAAUUGCUUCCUUUUCUCCUCCAGUCUCCUGCCUUUCAGUACAACUCCUAUGGCUUAGAGAGCUAGGUUUCUGCCAUCCUGUUUUUCACCAGUCUUAUGCAGGGCAGGCUCAGCAGUGGAUGAGGAAAGGAAACCAUCUGACUAUUCUGACUUUUGCAUCUAUUCCAGAAUAAGACUUUUAGACACUUGAAACCAUUAGGCCUAAUACUGUUAGACUAUUUUUAACUAGGCCAGUGCCGGUUUGACUGAAAAGGACAAACCGAGUAGAAGCUCAGGCUGAGAGGAACACAAACAUGGUAUUCAGUAUCCUACUGAGUGACCCGUUCUGUUUUUGGAUCAUCUCUUUACAUUUCCAAUGGUACGUUAGUUUAAAAGAAAAUGUUAUUUGAGUCUGUGCUCUGACACGUUUCCCCAGACAUUUUAAGCCCAUUUCUCGCCAAGCCAUAGUGAAUCAAUAAGUAUAACUCAUUGUGAAUGAAACACUAUCUAUUAUGUUUUGUCGGUCAACAACAUACUGUGUGUGUACACAAAUGAAGAAGAGCAGUUGACUGUUUGCAAUGAGGAACAUGAGUAUAGUGUUUUAUUUGAACAUCAUAGCACCUAUAAUAGUAUGUUGCUUAACAUCUUCCUAAACACCGCUCAUAGUAGAGACCUACUCCCAAAAAGAACCGAGGUGACUACAUAAUCUGUGUUUUCUACUCCCUAUCAGUGCUGUACUUAUCAGGACCUCAACCCUCUAACACAGAGGCAGCAAAGCUGUGACGUAGUACACGACUACUAGUUAUAAUCAUGCUGCUUUGUUUAUCACAUGAGCUGUUAAAGGGGAAGUUCAGUAUUUUACAACUUAAUGUUAAAUGGUUCCUCACCCUGAAAGUAUGCUGCAUGACCCUAUCGCUUCCAUUUUUGUGUUGGCUGUUUAAAGAAUUUAACCAGGGAUUAUAGUUUCUCCUGGGCCAGAGACUACUUUCAAGAUCUAACAUUAAGUUGUAAAAUAUUGUACAUCCCCUUUUAAUGAUGGAAUCCGCAUUAGGGGUAACAGCCCACUUUCUGCCCCAGCAACUUGUUUUGUUUUGUUGAUGAAAUGGAGGUGAGGUGCGUCAAACGGUUUGUUCAUUUGUAGUAACUUUUUUGUUGUAAUAUCUAAAACGAACGUGGCAGAUUCACUAUUAAGGAUUCCCGCUUUAAUUUGUGCUGCUAUGAUAUGACAGCUGAUUCACUGCUGAUCAAAUAGCCAGUCACUAAUCAUAGAUGCUCAAUUACUAGAUUGUUCAAUCAAUGGCAGACAUUUGAAGUUGUUGUCAAUGUGUUACUGUAUAUCUAGUAAUUUCAUGAUGAUUUAAGUAUUCUUGCUCGUCUUUUUGGCACUUUCCUGUUUCUCCAGUAAAGGCAAGGCACUGCCACACCGUGACCACAACUGAGGUCACGUGUAUAUUUCUUAAUGUUAAUUUAUACUUUAGUGUGUUUGUGUGUGUGUAUAUGUAUAUAUGUGUAUAUAUAUAUACAUACAAUUUUAUGUGAUGGAAUCAGUUUUGUAUAGCAUUAAUGUGACUGAAGUGACACUGAUUAGUCAAUGCAUUUGAAUGGAAAUGUCAAAUUUGUGUGAAUGUGACUGGCUAAAUGAAUCAGUGACUGGAUUUGUGGACUUCAGUUUGGGAAUCCUAAAUAAACGCUUCUGUGAAUCAUUGAAA